Messenger RNA from Bradysia coprophila, 1158 nucleotides. It is a transcript of the gene hui, whose product is annotated as hase und igel. Lineage: Eukaryota; Metazoa; Arthropoda; Insecta; Diptera; Sciaridae. The record is from RefSeq and is a predicted model, not a curated record.
UUAUUCUUUAUUCUGCCUUUAGUUGUAAGUGAAAUAGCAAAUAAGAACCAUCUUCAAUAUAUCGACGGAGGAAAUAUUUCUUUUGGGUUAAAAAUGAAUCAUUUAAGUCUAAUUGCUUUGAUCUGUUUUGCAGUAGUUUUAGUGAAUGCAUCAGUGAAAAACACUACGAAAAUAACAAUGACGAUGCUCAGUACCAUCAAACACAUGCAAUCAGGCUAUUAUGUACCUAAAGGUUAUUAUGUUAUCCACGCUGAUGGCCAUCAAUCUGAACUGUCCAAGAUUUCACCAUCGCAUGAAUUAUUGCUGCGUAGUUUAAGACGCAGACGAUCGGCUCAAUUUUCAUCGAGUUCUUCAUCGUCAAGUAGCAGUGUUAGCUCAAAUGGUGGUCCGAUUUCUUUCCACCAAUCUAGUUCAUCGAUUGUUUCACCUGGAGGCUCCUCGUCUCAAGGUUACUACCCUGCCGUCUUUGGAUCGAUCAAUAAUCGUUUCAAUGGCGAUGAUGAUGAUGACUAUUAUGAUGAUGGUCAAUUUCCAAUCAACAAUAAUCAACCACAAUAUUCAUCAUCUCAAAUACAUACAGGAACAUUUGCCGGAAACGGAUAUAAUGCACCUAUUUUCACAUCGUCUCAAACGCAGACUGGUGGCGUUUUUCCGAAUCGAAUAAAUACACCGAGUUCAGGAGGUGUCAAUUAUAAUAACGGGAAUACUUUCGUUUCCCAAACUUCGAGCGUUUCGCAUCCAUCGCCGAAUGGUAAUGUUGUGUUCACCCAAUCGAAUAAUAAUGGUGUGCAUUCAGAAACCUCAGGUAUCGUUUAUCCGAAUGGACAAGUGCAAAUAACUUCACAUAAAACCGGGAAGUUUUAGAACUUUUUUUUUUAUUCCGUUCGUAUGAAUGUUUAAUCAACAACAAAAAACACGGCUAACGUGUGCGAGUAAUUCAGAUUUAUCUUUGGAUUUUUUGUUUUGUUUUUCGUUGUUUGAAUGUAAAUUUGAUGUGAUCAUCUCUUGAACGUUCGCAACUUGUUUAAUGAAUCGAUUGACCUUGGCGUGUGUUUAAUGUUGUUUUUACUGAUGUUGAUUCAUUAUAAAAAAUUAACUAAUUUUUGAGAAUUACCUGUUAAUUGAGAAAAUAAAUGACGAACUAUUGGUUAUAGGAAA